This is a messenger RNA of Pediculus humanus corporis (human body louse), 1044 nucleotides long. RefSeq names its product delta-aminolevulinic acid dehydratase, putative. Gene Ontology annotation, biological process: heme biosynthetic process. The transcript has 6 exons. The record is from RefSeq and is a predicted model, not a curated record. Lineage: Eukaryota; Metazoa; Arthropoda; Insecta; Psocodea; Pediculidae. Gene Ontology annotation, molecular function: porphobilinogen synthase activity; zinc ion binding. Gene Ontology annotation, cellular component: cytosol. The coding region runs from base 1 to 1044 and encodes 347 amino acids.
AUGCUUCAAGUACAAGCUAACAAAAAUCUCCUUCACGGAGGGUACUUUCAUUCAGUAUUAAGAUUUUUGCAAUCAUCUAAUGCAGUACUUUCCAAUAGUAAUUUGAUGUAUCCAAUUUUUUUAAUUGAUGAUGAUGACGCAAUAGAAACUAUUCCAGAUUUUCCCAAAGUUUAUAGAUAUGGAGUUAAUAAAAUAGUUACCGCCCUUGAACCAUUAGUUAAAAAAGGUCUAUCUUCUGUUUUACUCUUUGGCGUUAUUAAAACAUUACCAAAAGACGAUUUUGGUACACAUGCAAAUUCAGAUAGUAAUCCUGUUUUGAGAGCUAUAAAUAAAAUUAAAACAGCUUUUCCAAAUUUACUUAUCGCUUGUGAUGUGUGUUUAUGUCCUUACACUAUACAUGGCCAUUGUGGAAUAUUAAAUUCAGAUGGAACCAUUGAUAAUAAAAAAAGUGUAGCAAGAUUAGCUUCGGUAGCUUUAUCGUAUGGUGAAGCAGGAGCUCAUAUAUUGGCUCCUUCUGAUAUGAUGGAUGGAAGAAUUUAUGCGAUUAAACAAAAACUUAUCGAUUCUGGAUUGCACAAUAAAGUAUCACUUUUAUCAUAUUCAGUAAAAUUUUCUUCUUGUUUUUAUGGACCAUUUAGAAAAGCAGCAAAUUCUAGUCCUUGUUCUGGAGAUCGUAAAGCAUAUCAGCUUCCAGGUGGAAGUUCUGGUCUAGCUAAAAGAGCUGCCGCAAGAGAUGUAGAAGAAGGUGCUGACAUGCUAAUGGUAAAACCUGGUCUUCCAUACCUUGAUGUAAUCGAAAGCACGAAAAAAUCAUUUCCAGAAUUUCCUUUAUUCGUUUAUCAGGUUUCAGGUGAAUAUUCCAUGUUGAUUUCAGCAUCCGAAGCUGGAGUUGUCGAUUUGAAAGAUAGUGUUUUAGAAAUAAUGUCCUCCUUUCGUAGAGCAGGUGCAGAUUGUAUAAUUACAUAUUUCACUCCGUUAAUAUUAGACUGGAUAGAAAAUGAUGGGAAAAAUUCUGAGCAUAAGGCUAUGUCUUUAUCAAUGUGA